This is a messenger RNA of Pararge aegeria (speckled wood butterfly), 3236 nucleotides long. RefSeq names its product calcium/calmodulin-dependent protein kinase kinase 2. The coding region runs from base 249 to 1877 and encodes 542 amino acids. Gene Ontology annotation, cellular component: cytoplasm. Lineage: Eukaryota; Metazoa; Arthropoda; Insecta; Lepidoptera; Nymphalidae. Gene Ontology annotation, biological process: intracellular signal transduction; positive regulation of protein kinase activity; protein phosphorylation. Gene Ontology annotation, molecular function: ATP binding; calcium/calmodulin-dependent protein kinase activity; calmodulin binding. The record is from RefSeq and is a predicted model, not a curated record. The transcript is spliced from 11 exons.
CGCAUGGUGUCUUGACCUCGUCGGACGUCCGCACUCUUUUAUUUUACACCCCUUUAUUUUCCGCACACAAAAACAAUAGACCAUAGACUAUAAACAAACUUUAAAAAAAAAAACCUACGUAACAUAAAGUUUUUAAAAAUAUACAUAAUCUAUCUGGUGCUCUUUUUGCCUUCUACGUGUGUGUAUUUUUGCAUGUAUAUACAAGUAGUUUUAUGUGUGUGUCAGUGUGAAAGUUUGAAAGUUUCGACAUGAAUGGAGUCGUUGUGGAUUCCGAACGUAACGCGGAAAUGGCGGGAAAUGUUGACAGACAUUCCGCAGUGGACGUGGUCGCGGGGGAGGCAAGAGAUCGUGACGUCACCAAAACAUGGCAGCCAUCAGACAGUGACAGGUUAUCAGCAUACUCGACGGACCGCUCGUCUCUUUUGCGCUCUCACGCGGCCAAGUCGGCUGAGUGCAGUGGACAGGGCUCGCCCAAAGCCAGGAGGAUACCCAGGGAGUCGCGGAGAGUGUCCCUCGCGCAGGCCUCGGGAUACGUGCAGCUCAACCAAUACAGACUCCUCGAACCGAUUGGUCAGGGUUCAUACGGUAUCGUCAAGUUAGCCUACAGCGAAGAAGAUGAUACACAUUAUGCGAUGAAGAUUCUCUCAAAACGCAAGCUGAUGCGGCGAGCUGGUCUGUUCGGCAGAACACCUCCCAGGAAGACAGGUCCCGGCCCGCCUCCAGACCCCCUGCAGAGGAUUUACCGAGAAAUAGCUGUGCUCAAGAAACUGGACCACCCGAACGUUGUGAAACUUGUGGAGGUGUUAGAUGAUCCAGCUGAGGACCAGCUAUACCUCGUAUUCCAGCUGUUAGAAGGUGGACCUGUGAUAGAAAUACCCACCGAAAACCCCCUGAGUGAAGAAACAUCAAGAAAGUACUUCAGAGAUGUAGUCCUUGGCGUAGAAUAUUUACACUUCCAACGUAUCGCGCACCGGGAUAUUAAGCCAGCGAACUUGCUAAUGGGAGAGGGCAGAGUGCAAGUGGCAGAUCUCGGUGCAUGCGGGGAACUCGCCGGAGCCGGAAGAUUGUCCGGAGCGGUCGGCACUCCUGCCUUCAGGGCUCCUGAAGCUGUGGCGACUACUGACAAAUACAUAGGGGAAGCUGCAGACAUCUGGUCUCUGGGCGUGACCCUUUACGCGAUGGUAACGGGCAGGGUGCCAUGGAUAGGUGCCACGUCCACCGACCUACAGAAGCGGAUCCUCUCGGAGCCUCUCACGUUUCCCCCAAGGCCGCAGCUGUCGAGAUCUCUCAAGAGGUUCCUGGCGCGGAUGCUGGAGAAGGACCCUGUUGCCAGAUUGACCAUGAAAGAGAUUAAGGAACACGAAUGGUUGACCCUCGGAGGCAAGGAGCCCUUGCCCUCCGAGGAAGAGAACUGCCGUCUGGUGGAGGUGACGGAUGAAGACAUGGAGCGCGUAGUCACCUCCAUCCCGAACCUGUCAACCCUCAUACUCAUCAAGACAAUGCUCAAGAAACACAGCUUUCAGAAUCCAUUCCUACGUAGUCGCGAAGGCAGCGCAAGACGUGAGUCUACUGACGCAGGAGCGGUGGUGGGUGCUGAUGAAGCUGAAAGGGAAGGGGAAGCAGCUCGAGCCACGCGAAGGGCCAAUCUCGCUCGUUCAGGGCGGUCAUUAUCAGCCCCCGGGAACUAUCUGACAGACAAGCAACAGUCGUUCGAAAUCGCACUCGAGUCAGUUCAAGAGUCCAAAGAACGUGACGUGAAACCGACGAAACUUACUGAACAGAGUGUCCAGAAUGCUCCUAAAGCUCAGCCUAACUCCAAAGUUCAAGAGAAGGAAAAUAAACAGAAUGGAAGUAGAAAGGAGAACAAGGCAAGGUGAUGCCGAGCGCCUGCGCCUCGCGCUUCACCUUGAGACCCGACGUACGACGCGUCCAACAACCUGUUGAGUGAUAUGUGACCCUAGUAACUAACUCAAACAUUGUUUUUAUCCAAAAGCACUUGACUUAAAUAUCACCUAGUGGUGUUGAUACAUGCUGCAAUGGUAGUGGGCUAACUUGUAAGGAGUAUGGCAGUUAUAUUAUACCUAUAUUCCUAAUUUAUUUCUUCCCGACAUCGUACUGGAACACUUCUUUGUCAGUAAGCUGGUAACUAGCCACUGUCACACCAGACCUGAGAAAGGUACUGGAAGAUCGACAUAAGUUCAAGGUGCGUAAGUGAGCAAUUUUUUAGCUUUGUCUAAUUAUUGUGAAUGCAGCGCCAUCUAGCGACAAAACAGUGUUUCUCAGUACUGUCACUAGAUGGCGCUCUUGCGAUUCUAUAUAAUUCGAACUUAACUUUUACGUGACCGAAUAAGUAAUCGCAGGUAAAAAUUUUACGCUUUUAGCUAUUUUUAUAGCAAUUCAAUCGUACAUGAAACUUGCGCUAAGUUAAGUUAGAUUGUGCGAUUUGGUCUCGAAGAUGAGAAUGACCUAAUAGAGUUUCUAUGAACAUUGUUUUUUUUUUUAAUUUCAUUUGUUUGCGUUUUGUUCUUUGAAGUCGUCAAGUAAGGUUAUUUUAAGCUGCCGCUGUCGAAACAUGCAUUUAACAUUAAAUAAAAAAUAGGUCAGUUUACAAUGCAUUUUUAUAUGCUUAGCAUUUUUCCUGAAACUCUGAAGUCAAUUUAUUGCGUUGUCUAAAACUAUUAGUAUACUUAAGGUAAUCUUUUAAAAUAUUGAAAAUAUAUAUUUAUUAUAUAUAAACAUAAAGUUGAUUCCAAGUCUUGACUACCAUAAAAUUUUGGUACCUUACGUGAGUCUUAUAUAGUAACUAACCAUUAUUAAAAAAUGUAAAUACGUUUUAUUGGCAAAAAAAAUCACCUUCCUUAGAUGCCUGAGUUUGUAAAAUAUUUGAUAUUAAAAUCGUAUCACAUUAGUAACUGAAAAUAAAAGGUGUCGAAUUUCAACACUCAGUCUCUAAAUAAAAUACCAUUAUGUUAUUUUUUACCUGUUGUUUAUAGAAGAGGUAAAACGUAGCCUAACUUAAUAUGAAGGUAAAAAAUUCAAAAAAAAAUCAAAAUUCAAAAUUCAUUUAACAAAAUUUGUAAUAACGAUAAAUAAAUAUUAACAGUAUUAUUUAUUUACCUGAUAGUUACGUUAUGUCACGCCGUCGCUGGGAAAUAAACGUCAUAUAGCAUAUAACAAAACAAGUAUAAAAUAUCCAAAGACAAUAUUUGUUUUUAUUUUGAAAAGAAUUAUGAAUA